This is a messenger RNA of Diabrotica balteata, 1504 nucleotides long. The record is from the annotation of a GenBank genome assembly. Lineage: Eukaryota; Metazoa; Arthropoda; Insecta; Coleoptera; Chrysomelidae.
UGAACGACUGUUUUUCAAUUUAGUGAGGUUAAGGUUAAGUUAAGUAUAAAUACGUCCAUUCACCUCUCCCCUGAACAUGAAUCAAAACAUUAUUUUUGAAUUUAGAAAAUUAUACAAUAAUUUUAGUCAAAUUAGGAGAGGAUAUGCGAAACUAAUUGAUUUACACUUUCAGAAGCAUCCUGAGUUAUUAAAUAUAAAACAAUACAUUCCAGAAAAAUAUUUAUCCAUUUCCUCCAAAGUAGCCAAUGAACACCUUUACCUAAUAUGUGUUAAUACUGCAAAGAUUAUUGCAGAUCAUGUUAUUCCUUUUGUAAAAGAAGAUCAAAUUGUAGCUGAAAGUAAUGUUGGCCUAGGUCUGAUAACAACCGAGUUGUUAGAAAAGGGAGUUAAAAGAGUUAGGAUGUAUGAAACAUGCCCCGAAUUUAGGGUAGACCUCAAGAGUUUUGAUUCUGCAUUUCCUGGAAGAGUGGAGUUGUUUACUAAAAAUUUAUUUCAUCUAGGAAGGUUUUCUUUUUUGGAUAAGCAAGAUGGUAUCAAUAGAGUGGAUAUUCUACUUAAAGGAGUACCAAAGAAAGCUUGGACAGAUGAUCCAUCUAUGACUGUGGUGGGAACAAUGCCAAAUUUAAAUUUUUUGAAGUAUUUAAUUAAAUCUUUAGCCCUACAAACAGGUCCUUCAGUGCACGGAAGGAUGCAAAUAUUUGGCAUUAUAAGAGAAUUUGAUUAUAAAAUCUUAACAGCAACUCCUCAGGACAAUUUGAGAAUAUACCAAGUAGCAUCAAUAUUAUUUCAACUAAUGUUAGACGUUGAAAAACUGGAAACAUUUUCUAGAAGAAUAUUUUUGCCUUGGGAAAGAUGUCGUGGAAACAAAAAAUUAAAGAAUGAAGAUAUGGUACUGGUAAGAAUGAAUUUUAAGAAAGAUCUGCCUGUUCCAAUGGAUAAAAUUUUAUAUUUGUUCUUUUUCUUAAAACAGUUUUAUGGUACAGGAAAUAACAGGGUAAUACCUACUGUUGAAAAAUGGGUUCCUAACAGUGGAUUGAACGUUAUACUUCCUACAUUGAAGCAUGAUGAAUAUUAUAAAGGUAUUAGUAUUUUCACAAGAUUUAGGGACUUAACUCCACCACAAAUAUUAGCAGUAUUUAAGGAAGUCAUCAAUAUUCCUUCUUUUGAAGGUAGUCCUUUUACAGCGAUGGUUGAAAACGAACUGAUAAAGAGUGAAACUGUGGAGACUAGUAUAGCUGAUGUUGCAUUAGAAAAACAAAUAGCAGGAGAGGUAGAGAAAUUAAAUUUGCAAGAUGAAUUUGAUUGAACAAAUUUUGGAAGAAAAUUGAUAAAUGACGUUUCCAAACAUGAAAUGUUAGGUAUAAAGGGACGUGUGACCAAAACAGAGUGAUUCUGUAUCAGACACAAACUUUGAGAAUAUUUUUAAAUAAAAAGAUAAUUUUUAUAUUUUUCUUCAAUACACAUGUAUAUUUCAGAUUUCAUUAAAUAUAUAUUUACAUAUAUU